AUGGACGCGCCGCCAUCGACGGGGUCAAUGCCUAUGCCAAACCUCCAACUCUUGUUUGGACCGAUGCUCAUCGGAGUCUUGCUUAAUGCUAUCUUGUAUGGAGUCCUUACUGUUCAAUGCUUCAUCUACUACCAGACGUACACGAACGACAAAGCUUGGAUCCGCUACCUGGUUCUAUACCUCUUUUUUGUCGAAACACUCAAUACAGGGUUUGAUAUCGGCAUCAUCUACGAACCCCUCAUCUUGAGAUUUGGUACCAUGGACGCAAUAAGCAAUAUUCCAGUCAUGCUUAUGUCUGAUCCUAUUGUCAUGGUUAUGAUUUCGACGCCGAUUCAGUGCUUCAUUGCAUGGCGAAUCAACAUAAUCAGUCAGUCCAAGGCAAUCACCACUGUGAUCGUGUUCUUCUCUUUCUCUUCACUUGUGGGAGCAUACUCCGCUGCAAUCACCACAUCGGUUACCAAGAGCCUCACCUAUCCCAGCCUCCAAAGAAUGUCCCCAGCCAUCAUUACGUGGCUCGUUUCUUCUGCCACCGCUGAUGUCAUUAUCACCUCUAGCCUGGUGUACCACUUGUAUAAACGCAAGACUGGUAUUCGCGCUACGGAUGAUAUCAUCAACAGGAUCAUGCGAUUAACCAUCCAAACUGGGAUGAUCACGGCUCUCUUUGCAGCGUUGGAUGUGAUUUCAUUCUUAGCCAUCAAGAAUACAUCAAUGAACUUCCUUUGGGAUUUCCCGCUCUCGAAGCUGUACACUAACUCGCUUUUAUCAACUCUGAAUGCUCGCGCCGGGUGGAACAAUCUCGUCGUCGAUGAUCAAGACAAUGUCCUAUUCGGCACAGACAACUCUCGGACUGUAUUACGGUCUGGCGCGACACUAAGCUCACCUGCGUUCCGAGUCGGUGGAGGUGAUACUAGCGGCGGUGGUAGGAGCAAGUCUUCUAGGACGAGCUCAAACCCACAGAAGAUCAUGACCGGCGUGUAUGAACUCGGCACUCCCAGCCUACCAGGAGCCGUGAAGGAGGAUUUGGAACAACCAGGCAUAAACGUCACCAGGGUUGUUGAGAGCCUUCAGGAUCCUCUGCCUCGCCAGAAGAGGAGCCAAGAUUACCCUUACACCCAAUAA
Messenger RNA from Pleurotus ostreatus (oyster mushroom), 1119 nucleotides. RefSeq lists its product as uncharacterized. Bases 1 to 1119 code for a protein of 372 amino acids. NCBI's taxonomy places the organism in Eukaryota, Fungi, Basidiomycota, Agaricomycetes, Agaricales, Pleurotaceae. The transcript has 16 exons. The record is from RefSeq and is a predicted model, not a curated record.